This is a messenger RNA of Meloidogyne enterolobii, 577 nucleotides long. The record is from the annotation of a GenBank genome assembly. NCBI's taxonomy places the organism in Eukaryota, Metazoa, Nematoda, Chromadorea, Rhabditida, Meloidogynidae.
UUUUAAUAAGUAAAAGAAUGCAAGAUCGAGCAGAUACUGAUAAGUUUGGGAUUUUUUGAAUUUGGCAAGAUAUGGGUUUUCAGCCUUAUUGGCAAGUUUUGAUUUGGCAAGUUAUGGGGGAGCCUUUUUUUUCUUCUUUUUUAGCUUUACAACUUUCUAAAUUUAUUUUUUUAACCAAUUUUUUUUAAUUUUUUAUUUAGUUAAUUUAAAUUAAUUAUUUUCAAAAAUGGAAUUUCCUUCUUCACAACCUUCAGUUGAUCAAUUCCAAGUUGCUUCAAAUGAAGAGCAAUUAGCUAAGGAAAUUGAUGACGAUCAAUUAGAAGAAACUUUACUUGAGAGACUUGAAGGGCUCAAAGAAAUGUUUCCUGCUGGACUUCGCUCUGCUGUUUAUUAUUCUGUUGGUGCGGGAUGGACUUUGUUGGGCACUUCUUUUUCGCUAGCACGUAAAGCUACUUGGGUGUUGUCUACUUCUGCUUUUAUCAUGAUUUUGCCUUACUUUAUUGACAAAGAACUUCGCGACAUGGAAAAAUCUCAAUUGAAGCAACAACAACAAUUAUUGCUUGGGCCGUCUAAAUAA